GCUUCCUCUCAGCUUCCUCAAAAGCCCCCUACUUUUCUCUCCAUCCAAACACCCAUUUUCUAUCCCCAGAAAGAAGGAAACCCCCACUAUCUCCCCCUAGAAUCCUCGCCGAAACUAUGAUCGGACACCCAAAACCUCAUCUGGGCCUCGCCCUAAUCUCAAUUUUCCUCAUCGCAGCCUCUGCAACUCCGCUCUCCAUCGCCCCAACCCCGCCAAAACCCUCAGUCUACGAUAUCCUCACGCAGUUCGGCCUCCCAAGGGGGCUCCUCCCAGACUCCGUCAAAUCCUAUUCCCUCUCCGAAAAUGGCGAAUUCGUGGUCAAUUUGGAGGGCUCGUGUUACAUACAAUUCGAUUACUCGGUCUACUACGAAGCUUCGAUCACCGGCACUCUCAAGUACGGCUCCAUCACCAAUCUGAAGGGGAUCGAGGUCCAGAGAUUCUUCAUGUGGUUCGAUGUUGACGAGAUCAAAGUUGAUCUGCCCCCCUCCGAUAGUAUAUAUUUUCUGGUGGGGUUUAUCAACAAGAAGCUCGAUGUUCAGCAGUUUCAAACCAUUCGUUCUUGCGGCAAGGGAGUCUCUGUUUCUUGCCGUGAUCAUUCCAAACAAGUUCUUCAGCAGCUCCCCGAUGAGGUAGAUGAAAUCCAGAAGCUAAUGGCGGAAUAGACGAAACCGAAAAACGAGUUGCAGUGGGAGGAAACUAUGAGACUGGGUUUUGAUUCUUGUACAAGUCUGUUGUCUUCUGUGUCGGGAAUAAAUGUGAAGAUUGAUUUGGGUGGAGAAGGUGAACUCUGCACAAUGUAUGCAUAUGUAUAUACUGGUAUGUUAUCUGGCUUCUUUUCUCAAUUGAACUGUUCUUUCAGUUCCUCCACUGGUAUAUAUAUUGAUAUCACAAGCUUCUGGUUUUGGUACUUCUAUAUCAUUGCUUUCCCUUGGAUGAAAA
Messenger RNA from Vitis riparia (riverbank grape), 939 nucleotides. RefSeq lists its product as uncharacterized. The coding region runs from base 117 to 662 and encodes 181 amino acids. The record is from RefSeq and is a predicted model, not a curated record. The transcript is spliced from 2 exons. Lineage: Eukaryota; Viridiplantae; Streptophyta; Magnoliopsida; Vitales; Vitaceae.